Messenger RNA from Etheostoma cragini (Arkansas darter), 12929 nucleotides. RefSeq names its product death-inducer obliterator 1. The record is from RefSeq and is a predicted model, not a curated record. Lineage: Eukaryota; Metazoa; Chordata; Actinopteri; Perciformes; Percidae. Gene Ontology annotation, cellular component: nucleus. The transcript has 18 exons. Gene Ontology annotation, biological process: DNA-templated transcription. Bases 202 to 12522 code for a protein of 4106 amino acids.
GUAGUUCUCGCGAGAUUACGAAACAGCAAGGAAGGCAGAGAAAAUGGAAGGUUGUGCUAGCUAGCUUGCUAGUUGAGCGAAUCCAAUAAUAACUUGAAAGUAGUCAUUUCGUCCAAGGUGCAAACAGAGACAAGUGGAAUGACACUUCACAUGUCCUGAAAAUUAAGCUUUACCAGCUAUCUGCUAAUUUUCAGAGCACCUAUGGAUGUCAGUAUGGACCCAAUGGAAAAUAACAGUGAUGCUAAUAAUUCAGGGGACCAGCAGAGCCAGUCUGAAGGGGGAGAGACAAGUGUUAGACCAACCAUGUCUGAGGUUAAAAAGUCUUGGGGGUUCAGGCGGACAACCAUUGCUAAAAGGGAGUUCUUGGAUGAAAUCGGAGACCUAACCCACAGUCCUCCAAUUGUACGCAGAGGCAGAGGCCGCCGAACCAACCAGACACCCCUGGCUGCUCCAGAAACCCACACAACCCAGAGAGCUUCUCUUUCAACAAGGAGUGUUUUAGAUGACCUUGAGUGGUCUGCCCCCUCCUCGCCUGUAUCAGAGGAGAGCAAGCCAGCUUCUGAAGCUUCUGCUGGAGGGAGCCUUGACCCCAGCUUAUGGCAAGAUAUUGGGUCUGCCUUCCACACUGCUUUUUCACUGCUUGGCGGGAAUGAGGGCUUGCCAAUGGAAAUGUCAGAUGCACUGACAAUCCCUGACAUUUUGGAAUCCACUGAUGCCAUCGUGAGUCCUACACAGAUUAUAGAAGAAUCUGAGGGGCCUGAUAAUAUUGAAUCUGGUGAUGACAUGGAGAUCUCACAGCCUGUCGCUUCUAACAGCGUGGCAGGAGGGGAAACCGAGGAUGUGGUGGUGAUAUCCAGUCAAGAGGACAGCGAUGAAAUGACUCUGAUACAGAUUAAGGAGCAGCUGACAUCUAAAGGCAGGCAGGAUGACAAGAGAGCUAGAGGGAGAGGUGGAAGAGGAAAGGCCAAAGGAAGGGGUAGAGGCAGGGGAAGAGGUAGGGGAAGAGGUAGAGGUAGGGGCAGAGGGAGGGGAAGGGCAGCGGCACUUCAGUCAAGCAUGGUAGAUGACAGCGAUGAUAAUGAGGUUCUGUUUGGAUGCAUCCCUCCAUCUGAGCAUCAGCUGCUGCAGUUGCAAGAGGAGGAAAAAGAAAAUAAUCCACACAGCCCUUCUGAAAUAGAAAUAUCAUCUGCUAACUCUGACAUCACUCUAAGUCCUGCUCAGCAAUCAAGCUCAGACUGCAUAAUCAUAGACACAGAUUUAGACCAGGUUACUGAUGUGACUCCUGGCCAGUAUGAUGAUGCACCGGAGGUGGAGCAGGAGAAACAAGACUACAAGAAUGUAGGAGAGGUUUCAGGCAUAUCUGACACAGAGGGCUCUGACUCAAAUGCUCUAUACUGCAUCUGUCGACAGAAACAGGAUAAAAGGUUCAUGAUCUGCUGUGACAGUUGCCAGGAUUGGUUCCAUGGCGACUGUGUUGGUAUCAGUGAGACACAGGGCCGUACGAUGGAGAAGAAAGGGCAAGAGUACAUCUGCCCCCCUUGCACUACAAAGACGCAGAGGCUACUCAAACUUAAGCCUUUCUCCCAACCAGAGCCUGAGCUUAGCUUUCCUGAAUGCUUGACGCUAAGUCCUCUCAGUGAAGAACGGGAGGAGCAUGAGGAGCUGCAAGACCUCAAGAAGUCUGUGUUGGUGGUGGAGGAGAAGCAGGAGUUUCCUGUGACGAAGCCAGAGCCUGAGCCUGAGCCCGAAGCUGAGAUGGAGACAGACAGCUCUGCUGCCCUGUGCAUUGGACCUGAGUGCUUCAAACAAGCCCUACCAGACUCGGUUUACUGUGGCACUGACUGCAUCCUUCAGCAUGCUGCUGUCACUAUGAAGACUCUUUCUGGCCCGAAGGUGCCCAAGUCCAGAGGACGGCCACAGAGAAAAGCUGCCACUGCCAGACCCACUGCAAAGGGUCAGAGGUCGGGUAGGAUGUCUAAGAGAUUAGCAGGAAAAGCUAAGGAGGGAGACGAGGAGGAGGAGGUGAAGGAAGAUAAUGGACAGGAGGAGGCUCCAACUCCCUUAGCCUGCGACCCCAGUCUCUCAGAAGUUCAGGCCACUUCCAUACCAUCAUCUAAGCUUUACACAGCGUCUAUAAAGGACUGUAAACAGGCUGACAAUGAUGCUGUAACUCCUUCAAAACAACCUCCUGAGGACACCUCGACAGAUAUGGCUCCCUCCUCCCAGCCUGCCACUGAGCCAGCCUCAUCACAGAGCUACUCUCAACAAAAGGCAAAGGAGCCAGUAAACAGUGGUGUGCCUAAGCAGCAAUCUGUAGAAUCAGAUCCCUCUUUACUACCACACCAAGCAGAAAGUAGUCUGUCUCCAGCUGCACCAUCCCCAUCCACCUCAGCUCCCAGACACCAUGAAACAGGGGCUCUUAUGGUCACAAAGACAACAUAUGUCAUACCAAAGAAGCAACCUGUACCCCAGCCUCCAUCCAGCCACACGUCAGCCUCAGCAUCAGGCCAGAAGUCUUCUUCAGCCCCCACACUGCUGAACGAAACCAGAAAUCUGCUGGUGCCACCUGCACCCAGUGCUCCCUCCUCCAGACCCUCUCAGCCCAAUAACCAGGUCAGACAGAGCAUCCAGCGCUCCCUCAGCAGCAUCCUGUUUAAAAGGGUGUGUGAUUGUGAGGAUUUGGAGAUGUCCGAGAGUGAAGUUGCAAAGGUUGUCGCCAGCAUUGAGAUGGAGAUGUUUGACAUUUUUCGCAACACAGACAGCAAAUACAUGAACAAGUACCGAACUAUCAUGUUCAACCUGAAAGAUCCAAGGAACAAGGGCUUGUUGUGUUGUGUUGUACGUGGAGAGAUCAGUCCUUUCAGACUGGCCAGGAUGAGCCAGAAGGAUAUGCAGGCUACCAAAGCAUCAGAGCCAAGUGCAAAAGAAACAACAGAGGCUAAGAAUGCAGCGGCUAAAACGAUAAGUUUGUUGCAGAAGCCUGAAGCAGUGAAGGUUGAUUUGCCCAGUUUGAAUCCCGCAAGACCUGAUAGAAACAUGGUUGCUUCCCAGGAACAAAAGAAAAGCUUUCUUGCUCCUGCUCUCAAGACCAGAAUAAGCCAGGGCAGGGCUGUACCAGAUAUUCUUGCAUGCAUGCUGAAGGACACAACAUCUGAGCACAAGGCUCACCUCUUUGAUCUGAAAUGCAAGAUAUGCACAGGCCAAAUACUAGCGGGGGAGGAGGAGGAACCCGCAAAGAAAAAACCCAAGGUGUCUGAAACAAGUGAUAAACAAGAACUCUCUUGGAGAAAGUCUGCAGGAGAUGACUCCCCUCUACGGGCACCACCUGAUUCACCUGACAUGGAUUCUCCAACAUCAUCCCUAAUGGAUCCUUCAUCCCGCCUUAUUAUUGACGCUCCAGAAUUGACUAUAGUGGAAUCCCCUGCUUCCCCUAUAAUGGACUCUCCAGCCUCCCCUACUUUAGAGUCUCCAGCUUCCCCUGUCAUGGAGUCCCCUGCAUCCCCAACCCCAGACACUCCUAUAACUACUAUACCAAAGAGAGCAUACACACCAGUUGUGAUCCCUGCUGUAUCCACAGUAACCAUCACAAGGCGUGACCCCCGCACUGCAGCAAGCAGGUUCUCUACUUUGUCUGGUGUCACCUCUGGCCCCAGUAACACAACCCAUAAUCCAUCAGUCCCAUAUGCUCCUCUUAAAGAGAGUAUCUCCGCAUCGCCCUCAGCACCUGCCUCCUCACAACCACCAACAAAACCUUUACCUAAAUCUAUCUUGAUGAAGCCAUCUUCUUCUGUGGAUCCCAGACUCUAUGGCACAUCCACAAGGACGGUGAUCUCUGAAUCCCCAGCUGAUGGGGAGACUUCUCUGUUCUUGGCUAAGCAAGAUAUAGUAUGGAAAGGCUUCCUAAAUAUGCUCACUGUAGCCAAGUUUGUCACCAAGGGAUAUCUGGUUUCAGGAUCUGCUGAAAAUCUUAAAGCGGAUCUACCUGAUACUAUACAAAUCGGAGGACGAAUCCUACCUCAAACAGUGUGGGACUAUGUUGCAAAACUAAAGAGCUCUGUUACAAAGGAGUUAUGUGUGAUCCGGUUUCACCCAGCAACAGAGGAGGAAGAGGUGGCAUAUGUCUCCCUGUUUUCCUAUUUUAGCAGCAGAGGUCGUUUUGGUGUGGUUGCCAAUGGCAGCCGUUCCAUUAAGGAUGUAUACCUUGUCCCACUCAGCUCAAAGGAAUCAAUCCCAUCCAUACUACAACCUCUCAACGGACCAGGGCUUGAAAGAAACAGGCCCAAUCUCCUGCUGGGUCUGGCAGUCAUCCAGAAGGCAAAACGUCCCGGAAGUUUGCCUCAGGAAAUUGAAGAGAAGAGACCCAAAGUUCAUAUGUCCAAAGACCCUAUGUGGAUACCAAAACCCCCAGUCCUCUAUGGUUCUGACAAAUUGGAGAUAUUCCAACCCUACGAUCCAGAGACUCCUGCUAGCACCACCCCUCCUAGCUCACCACCUUGCCCUGGCUCACCUUCAGACUCUUCCUCUUCUGGAUCAGUUACCAUACCAUCUCCUUUAACUUCAUUUAGAACAGACACUCCUGUUCCUACCUCAGCCACUCAGUCAACUGCUAAUAGCAUCUCCGACAAGAAUCCCACAACAGCAUCCGGUGAUAAGACACCACUGCAGGCCAUCUUGAAAAGUUUGUUUGGCAAAAAACAAACUGACUCUGCCGUCUCUUCUGACGGAAGUUCUACAACAACAACAACAACAACAACAACAACAACAGUUGGUAUUAAGAAAGUCCCAAUGUUUUCUCAGACCAGAUCCAUGGUGGAUCCAAUUGUCGAACAGUAUGGACAGAAAUCAAAAGUUAAAAAAAUAGAAGAAGAAGAAAAUGACUUUGACCGACCGUAUGACCCAGAAGAGGAGUAUGAUCCAGCAAUGGGAUAUGGAAUGGUUGCCCCUCAGAGCAUAGAACAAAUUAAGGCAGAUGGCCCUGCAGUAUCAGGCUUUUCAGAUGAUGGUGUGGCCUAUGAUCCAGAGGAUGAGACCAUCUUUGCAGAUAUUCAAAGUGAUAUUGUUGGGACAAAAUCCCUUGUUCCAACUCAAUCGUCAAGUUCUUCAUCAUGUCCAGCCCCAAUUCCUAUCCAGAUUGAAACGCCAGCUCCUACCUCCACUCCAGUGCUAACCUCUACCCCACCAGAAGUAAGGCAGAACAUUCCUAUGGGCACUGUGGUUGUCUGCGCUGCAACACUAACUGAACAACAGCGGAUGCUCGAAGAGCUCAAUAAGCAGAUUGAAGAGCAAAAACGACAGUUGAAGGAGCAGGAAGAGGCACUACGUCAACAGAGAGAGGCUGUGGGCAUGUUCAUGGCUCACUUUUCUGUUUCUGAUUCCCUGAUGUCUCCCCCACAAAAAUCUUUGCCAGUCAGUGAACUGUCAGAAUCAACAGACAAAAAUAGCAACCUUACAGAGACUGUGGACAGUUUGAAUGUAGAAUCACAAGCUGUUAAGCUAGAAGACACAACUGCCGUCCUUAAUUUGGAAAAUGAUGCAGAUAAUGUUACAGAGCAAGAUGAAACGCAGGAAAAUGUUAAGGAAUCCUCGGCUGGAGAGAUUGAAGAUUCUGAUGUAGCUUAUGAUCCUGAGGAUGAAUCACUUUUUAAUGAAAUUCAAGAUGAUGUAUUUCAAGGAGGCAGUACAAAGACUCAUGAUUCAUCUUUGUCUAGAACAGGGCAUAGUGCGAGCCGGAAGGGCACUCCUCUGAAUGCGCACCACAGCAGAAAGCGAAGACUAUCACCAAAGAAGAGGAGUCAUCGUGAAAGGGAACUCCAUAGAAGUCCUUCAAGAAGAUCACAGCGCCGUUCUCCUUCACAUUCCCGGAGACGUAGAGAAAGGGAUAGACACAGAAGAAGUGAAAGGGACAGGUCAAGGCAUAGAGCUAGAAACCAGUCUGAACGGCAAGGUCACCACAGUAAAGGGCAUUCUACACACAGACAUUCUCAUGGACGUAGAAGAUCCCCAUCAUCUACUGGAAAAAAGGAUUCUGGCUCCCUUUCACCAAAACAGCAUAGAGAACCUUCCCCUCAAGUCCUUGAGAAAUCAAAGCCUUUAAGUGUUCUUUGUAAUGCUCCGGACUCUGUUGUUGGACAAUUUGUAGAGAGUAACACAUCAUUACUUACCUCAGUUACUAUUAAAAAUACCCCUGAUGGAAACCAGCUAAAAAGUAAUCUUGAUGAGAGCAUUGAUAAAGGCUUUUCUCCACGUUCCCAUUCACUUCUUCACAAUGUGAAGGUUGAGACUUCAGAACCACCCAAAUCCCAGGAGCUUAAAACAACUUCAGUUGGCGACCAUGAUGACUCAUGUAGUGGUUCUUCUACACAGGUUGAGAAACCCUCUCAACAGGAAACUCUGUUUUCAAACAAGUUUGAAAGUACUGUUCCUCUAAGAGUAAUUGAUCCUCCCAUUCGAGAUUCUCCUCAGAGCCCUGAUCCAGAUCCACAGUUUGUAAAUCCUUGCAGCAUAGGAAUUGACUCUCUUAAGACUGAAGAAAUCAGAGUUCCUGAUCUGCACACCAGUGUCUCAAUGCCACAUGUUAAAAUUGAAAAUAAUGUUCUGCCUAUUUGUCGUCAAGCAACAAUGUCCAAUAUACUCUGGCCAACUGUUGGAGGUCCAAUAUCAAAUGUUGGAAAUAUGGAUUUUAGAACCCUAAAGCUACAGAGCUCAGGUGUCGGUGAUACAGGUAUGAUAGAGGAAGACAAACGAAUAGAAGGGGGAAGUCCAGACUUAAAGCAACAAACAAUACUGGGUCAUGGGGGAGGACAUUCAGAUCUAGCUACAGACUCAGAUAUUCGGCGCUCAGCAUCUAAAAUAGACCCUGUGACAAAGCAUCCAGGACCUGGCAUAAGUGAUCCAGGAAUGAGGAAUGCAGGAUCACAUAUGAAAGAACUUGAACAUGGGAGACCACAGACAGAUCUUAGAGAAACAGGAAUUAGAUUCCCAGGGCCUGAUAUGAGAGGUACAGGCAUGCAAGGCAUAAGUCCCAGAAUUUGUCCUGGAUCAGACACACAAGACCUAGCUAUAAUUGGCCAAGGGGAACAUGUGAGGGACCCAGGGACAAGAAUGCAGGGUGCAGAGACAAAUUUUAGAGGGCCAGUUGUUCAACAACACAACAUUGAUAGAAUUGGUUCAUUGCCGGUCAUAAGAGGUUCUGGGAUGAUAAGUCCAGUGCGAAAUAUGCAGAGUUCUAGUAUGCCAGGUGUUAACCAAGAAGUAAAGGGUCCAGGCCCUUAUUUUAGACACAGCAAACUAGAAGUAAGAGGAAAAAUGCUUGUAACAGCUGUUGCAAAUUCACAUAUGGGAGGAUCAGGCCUACAGAAUGAGAGGGGAGAUCCAGUCAUGAAGGGCCCUCCAUCAUAUAGACCUGGGCCUGACAUAAGGGGCACAAGGGAUCCUUUAUCAACUAUGUAUCAUCCAAGUUCAGAAAAUGCAGAUGUCAGACCAGGUGGGAUGGAAAUAAGGAGAGAUCAGUCUUUCGGGGGUCCACAGAUAGAAGGUAGGGCUCCAUUUAUUAUAGGAAGAGGCCAAAAAGAUAGAGUUGAAAGUCCACAUACUGGUGGUAUGAGAUCAGCUAUGAGGCGCGGAGGUGUAAGAGAUCCAAGUCUAGGUCCAUCUUUUAGAGGCUCAGGGAGAGUUCAAAUGCAAUCAAAGCAAGAUGGCUGUCCAGUUUCCAGUAGUGGGCCUAGAGAACAUUUCAAUGAACCACUGCCCAAUAUAAGGACUGAAAGGAUGGUCCCUGGCCCUAACAUGACAGAAGCAGAAACAAUGCAUAAUUUAAGAAGGCCAGAUUUGACAGAAAUAAGUUAUAUGGGGCCUAGUCAAGAUAUGGAUAGUAUGGGUGGCUCAGAUACAAGGGUUGAUGGGAUGCUAAACAUUACAAAUCAAGAUUGGAGAGGUCCAGGACCAGGUUUUGUUGGUCCUGAAAUGAGGAGUCACAAUAAAGGCCUGGGCCCAAAUAUGAGGGGUCCAGAUUGGAGAGAAUCAGAAAUAAGAGAUGUUUGGAGAGGGCCAGAUAUGAAAGGAUCAGGUCCAGUCAGGGGAAGGCAAUUUAUACAAGAUGAAUGGAGAGUCAAUCAACCUGAUAAGAGUCGUCCAAACAUAGAGAACCAGGGGCAGGACACAAUGAAUGCUGCAGACCUAGACUUUAAAGAAACAGGAUCUGAAAUCAGCGGUCACCUUAAGCAUGACAGGAGAAGACCAGGGGAUCAGGAUUUCAUGACACCAGGACCUGUAAUGAGGAGACCUGAUAUGGAGGUUCCAAUGCAUGACAGGCAAAGACCAAGAGGUCCAGAUUUAAUGAGACCAGAGCCUGAAUGGAGAAGUCCAACUAUGGGCAAUCUAGGACCUGGCAUGCGAGGACCAGGGGGUCCAGAUUUUGCAGGACCAGGACUUGAAAGGCGAGAUCGAGCUCUGGAGGGCCCGGGGCCUAACAACAGAGGACCUGUGGAUUCAGAUUUUAGAGGAGCAGGACCUGACAGAAAAGGCCCAACUAUGGAGGCUCCACUACCUGACAUGAGAGGACCAGGAGGUCCAGAUUUCAAGGUGACAUGGCCUGAAAGAAGAGGACCUGGAGGUCCAGAUUUCAGGGGACCAGGGCCUGAAAGGAUAGGUCCAGCUAUGGAAGGCCCUGUAACUAACAUGCAGGGACUUGGAGGUCUAGAGUUCAGUGAAUUAGGAUCUGAAAGGAGAGGUUUAACCAUGGGGGGUCCUGGGCAUGUCAGAAGAGGACCUGGAGGUCUGGAUUUCAAAGGGCCAGGACCUGAAAAGAGAGGUCCAGGUAUGGAGGGUCCUGGGCCUGACAGGAGAGGACUUGGAGGGCCGGAUUUCAGCGGGCCAGGACCUGAAAGGAGAGGUCCAGGUAUGGAGGGUCCUGGGCUUGCCAGAAGAGGACCUGGAGACCCAGAUUUCAGUGAACCAGGGCCUGAAAGGAGAGGUUUAUCCAUGGAAGGUCCUGGGCCUGUCAGGAGAGAACCUGAAGGUCCAGACUUCAGGGGACCAGGACCUGAAAGCAGAGACUUCUCCAUGAAGGGUCUUGGGCCUGACAGGAGAGGACCUGGAGGUCCAGAUUUUAGAGGACUAGGGCCUGAAAGAAGAGGUCCAGCUAGGGAGGGUCCUGGAGCUGAAUGGAGAGGUCCAAAUAUGGAGGGUCCUGGGCCUGAAAGGAGAGGACCUGGAGGUCCAGAUUUUGGACCACCAGGGCCGGAAAGGAGAGGUCCAGUAAUGGAGGGUCCUGGGCCUAAUAGGAGAAGAGCCGCAGGUCCAGAUUUCAGGGGACCAGGGCCUGAAAGAAGAGGUCAAGUUAUUGAGGGUCCUGGGCCUGACAGGAGAGGACCCGGAGGUCCAGAUUUCAGAGGACCAGGGCCUGAAAGGAGUGGUCCAGCAAUGGAGGGUCCUGGACCUGAAUGGAGAGGUCCAGAUAUGGAGGGUCCUGGGCCUGACAGGAAAGGACCUGGAGGUCCAGAUUUCAGGGGACCAGGGCCUGAAAGCAGAGGUGUAUUGAUUGAGGGUCCAGGGCCUGACAGGAGAGGACCUGGGGGUCCAGAGUUUAGAGGACCAGGGCCUGAGGGGAGAAGCUUAUCUGUGAGGCGUCAUGGACCUGACCGUAGACGUUAUGGAAGUCCAGGUUUCAGAGGAGCAGGACCUGAAAGAAGAGACCCAGCCAUGGAAGCUCCAGGACCUGACAGAAGAGAACCAGGAGGUCCAGAUUUCAGUGGACCAGGACCUCAUAGGAGAGCUUCUGCUAUUUGUGGUUCAGGGCCUGACAGGACAGAAAUAGAUGUUCUAGAUUUCCAGGGACCAGGGUCUGAAAGGGGAGGUCACACUAUGAACAAUCAAGAGCCUGACAGUAGAGCACCAGAUCCGGAUGGUCCAGACUUUAGAGGGCCUGGGUGUAAAAGGAGAGGUCCAUAUGUUAAGGGUCAAGGGCCUGACAGAAGAGGCCCAGGAAAUCAAAACACUUAUUUAAUGGGUCCUGGGUCUGACUUUACUGGACUGGGGCCUGAAAGAACGGGUUCAGGUAUAGAAGGUCCAGGGCCUCACAGUAGAGAACAGGGAAGACCACACUUCAGGGGUCCUGGGCCAAGAAGCGGACAAACAAAUAUUGAGGGCCCAGGGCCUGACACAGGAGGUCCAGACAUCAGGGGACCAAGGCCAGAAAGACCAGGAUCCAGUAUGCAGGGUCCAGGGCCCAACAGGAGAGUGCCAGGAGGACCAGACAUGAGGAGACCAGGGCAUCAGCAUUCAGGUCCAAACAGAGAGGGCCCAGGGCCUGACAGGAGAACUCCAGAGAUGGAGGGAACAGGAAACAGCAGGAGCUUUCCAGAAGGCCCACUGUUCAGGGGUCCUGAGACAGAAAGAAGACCUCCAGAUAGGGAGGGCCCUGGUUCUGAAAGGAGAGGUCCACAUUUUAGAGAUAUGGGGCCUGAAAUGACUGUUAUGGAGGGCCCAGGGCUAGAUAGGAAACAUCCAAGAGGUCCGGAUUUUAGAGGACCAGGUUGUCUGAGGAGAGGUCCAAACAUUGAGGGUUCAUGGCCUGGCAGACAAGAUCCAGGCAGCUCAGGCUAUAGUGUGCAUGGGCCCGAGAGGAGAGGUCCAGAUAUGGAGGGCCCAGAACCAAAAUGGAGAAAAUCAGGUGGUCCAGACUUUAGAGGCCCAGGCAUCAGGCAUAACGCCCCAAAUAAAGACGGUCUAAGACAAAGAAGAGAUGACUGGGAAGGGGCUGACUUUAGAGGGUCAGAACUAAUCCAAGAGAUCUCAGUUAUAGAAGGCCAAGUACCUGAAACAGGUCAAAACAUGAGGUGUCCAAGGCCUACUAGGGGAAACAGAGGACCAGGGCCAAACUUCAGGGGCUCUACACCUGAUAGGAGAGGCACAGACACAGAGGAGCAAUGGUCAGAAGGAACAGGGCCCAAUAUGGAGGCUCUAGGAAUUGAAAGAGAUUGUUCAAGAGAUGAUUGGAAAAUACAUGGCAAUAGGGGUCCAGGCCCCAUCCAAGUAGGUCCAGGUCAGCAGGUUCAAGAACAACAUAGGCAAGGUCCUCAUAGAGAAUGGAGAGGCCCUGAAAAUAGGGGGGCAAGGCCUAUACAUGAAAGACCACCUAUGCCAUUUCCAGGCCCUUUGAGAGCUCCAGAAGAUGAUUGGAGUGGUCCUGGUGUUAGGGGUCCGGGGCCUGUUCAGGGUAACCCAGAUAUGGUAUGCCCAGGGCAUGAUAGGGAAAGACCUGGCAAUGGAUGGAAUGAGCCUGAUAGAGGGGAUGCUGGGCCAAACAGAAGGGGGCCUGGACCAAAUUUUAGUGGACCAAGAGAUCCAGACAAUAGACGUCAAGGUCCUAAUAGAAGAGGUCUAGGCAUGACAGAACCAGUAUCAGAUAUAAGAGGGGGUCCAGAUAUGGGGAAUGACUGGAGGCAGCCAAACUUCAGGGGUAAUAUGAGAGGGACAAACAUGGACGGACCUGGGGCUCGUAGUGGAGCUCCAGGCUCUAUGGAUUUCCCUAGCAGAAGAGGAAUUGAAAUGGAGGGUACUGAUAGAAGAGUCCCCAGAGGACCAGAUUUCAGACAACAAGGGCCUGAAAACAGAAAUUCAAACAUUGAAAGUCCAGGGACUGAUGGGAGGUUGUCAAAUUGUGGGGGACUAGGAUCUGAAAGGCAACAUGUAGAUAUGGAAAGCCCUGAAACAGGUAGACAAGGAUUUGAGCAUGAUUUUAAAAGGAAACGUAGAGGCCCAGACAUAAGAAGGCUAGGGCCUGGGAAAACAGAUAGGGGACCAGCACCUGAAAGUUCAGAUCUAAGAUAUGGGCCUGGGAGAUGGGAUACAUACACAGAGAGCCCUUGGUCUGAGAGAAGAGGUCCAGAUAUGAUGGGCAGAGGGUUAGACUCAAUGGGAUAUGAGCCUGCCAUGAAGGAUGACACGGAAGGGUCAGAUAUAAGGGGCCCAGGGUGUGAUCGCAGAGGGCUAAACAUGACGGCAUCACCUCACUUCAAUAUUAGUCAAGUUAACACAUGCCAAGGCCCUAGUGAUCCAAAUUCUGCACCAUGCAAGGGACCCCUAGGUCAAGAUCAAAACAGAGGAGGAAACUCAUGCCACGGUUUUGACAAUCUACAAAAUCAUCAAGCAGGAAAGCCCCAUAGACACAGAGCUGCCUUACUUCCUACUCCAACAGAAGGUCUCAUACGAUUCCCAAAUCGAAUGAUCAAUAAUCCUGAUGUCCUCAGCCUGAAACGAAAACAAAUAGGUCACCCAACAGACAGGGAGUGGAGUAGAGGUAGACCAGUGAGUCGAGAAAGAGAGUUGGUCAAAGGGCAAAGACAGGAGCAGGAGAAAAGUCCUGCUGGUAAAAUAAACACCCCUGUAGAUGCAAGUACAGAGGAUGCAGAAGGAAAAAAGGCACUAGGCAAUGAAACUGAAAAACAGGGUGUGUGUGUGGAAACUAAAACCAAACUAAUUAUGGACGAUGAUGAAAAUAAAAGCAAUGCACGACCAAAGUAGACAGAAUAAAAAUCAUACCGCAUGGACCACUUAAGACAAUAAGCCUGUCCAACUAGACCUGCAAAAAGGCUUAGUAUAAUCAAGUUGAUCAGAGAUAUGAAAAUUCUCCAAGAUGUUUGAAUUUAUUAUGUUCUUGUUUUUGUUGCAUUUUUUUUUAUUUGAUUGACUAAAUGCCUCUUGAAUAUAAUCAAUCCCUUGUAAAUUCAACUCAAUGUGCUUUUUUAGUUGGAAAUAGUAAAACAUGCUUUGUACAAAAAUGUACAGGUUUUUUGUUUUUUAACAUUGUUAUAGUGUCAGUACAGUAGCCUUGAUCUGGCUUUAAUGUUCUGCUGGUAAAAAAAUGGCUUGUUUCAUUGUUCUUUUAGAAUGUAAGAAGUCAAUAAAUGAUAUACCUUUUUUAAAUUGUA